This is a messenger RNA of Arabidopsis arenosa, 1107 nucleotides long. NCBI's taxonomy places the organism in Eukaryota, Viridiplantae, Streptophyta, Magnoliopsida, Brassicales, Brassicaceae. The record is from the annotation of a GenBank genome assembly.
CGAUUGUUGCUUCGUCGCCGUCCUCUGUUCACCCGACGAAGAUGAACGGCGGUCCCUCCGGUUUCCAUAAUGCUCCGGUAACGAAAGCCUUCGUUAUCACGAGCGCCCUUUUCACUGUCUUCUUCGGGAUCCAAGGUCGUUCUUCUAAGCUCGGUUUGUCUUACCAGGAUAUUUUUGAGAAGUUUCGGAUAUGGAAGUUAAUCAUGUCGACUUUUGCCUUCUCCUCCACACCAGAAUUGAUGUUCGGAUUGUAUUUGCUAUACUACUUCCGCGUUUUUGAGAGACAGAUUGGCUCAAAUAAGUACUCGGUUUUUAUCUUGUUCUCAGGGACUGUAUCUCUAUUACUCGAGGUCAUUUUGUUAUCACUGCUUAAAGAUACCACAGCAAACUUACUAACCUCUGGACCAUACGGCCUGAUAUUUGCUUCGUUUAUACCCUUCUACUUGGACAUUCCUGUUUCAACAAGGUUUCGCGUAUUUGGUGUCAACUUCUCUGAUAAGUCAUUCAUAUAUCUUGCAGGGGUUCAGCUUCUACUAUCUUCUUGGAAAAGAUCCAUCUUUCCUGGAAUUUGCGGCAUAAUUGCUGGUUCCUUGUAUCGUCUGAACAUUCUUGGCAUCCGCAAGGCAAAGUUCCCUGAGUUUGUGGCUUCGUUCUUUUCGCGGCUGUCUUUUCCCUCUUUCGGUAACUCUCCUCCUCCUGCCCCAAGUAGGAACAUCGUUGGGACUAUAUCACCUAACACAGGGCGCCGAGCAGAGAGAUCUCAGCCAGCUCCAAUGGCGUCAAGUGUGGAGCCAUCUGAGGAAGCCAUAGCUACAUUGGUAUCAAUGGGAUUCGACAGAAACGCAGCGAGACAGGCGCUUGUGCACGCCAGAAAUGAUGUCAACGCCGCCACAAACAUCCUUCUCGAAGCACAAUCCCACUAAUUGAAAAAGCGUUUUACUCUGAAUGGGAAGAGGCAGAAACAUUGUUAAUUCCAGCUGAUGCUUUCUUCUGCUGCCAUUGGACAAACUUUUGGAGCCAACAUGAUCUCACCAUGUAUGAUCCGGCCAAAGAUCUGACCAAUCUUUUCUCUUUAUGUUCGUAGUUAGGACAAAUUGUGUAGGUUAU